AUGUCAUCAAUCAAUCCAUCGAGUAAUGAUCUGGACACUGAUGCUUCCACAAUCUUCGAGGUGGAUAUUAAUGGGAAAAAGUACGCAACGAAGGUCUACCAUGACAACGGAGACCCGGGCUAUAGUAAAAAAGGCCGGGACCUUAACCGCUUCCGCUGCGAGGUAAACGCAUACAAGAACCUCUCCGCAGCCGGGGUCUGCGAACGCGGCUUCGUCCCCCGUUUCUACGGCGUUAUUAAAUGCAUCGACCCGGCCUUAUUCAAGCCCGCGCUGAACCAUUUUAUUUGUGAUAAGUUUCAUUCCAGCGCUAUUCUGCUGGAGUAUCUUCCCAACGCCGAGAGUCUCAACUGUGUCGAUUUUGAUGAUGCGUUGUACCCCCAGGCCAUGGAAGGCAUGAAGGAGAUUCAAAAGGCUGGUGUUAUUCAUAAGGACGUUUAUCCUAAGAACAUACUGCUUGUUCGGGACGAGACAGAGUCUAAGUCGAAUAGGAUGGUGUGGAUUGACUUUGAUGUUUCGACGACGUUUACGGAGCUUGGGGAGAAGAAUUUACGGUUCUGUAAUCAUAAAAUACAGCUUGUCGAACAGUUUGGCGAGGCACUGAAAGAGGAGCAAGAGGAGGGUCUCCCUCCGAAUACCAAGUACUAUUGA
Molecule: messenger RNA, 648 nt
Organism: Aspergillus mulundensis
Lineage: Eukaryota; Fungi; Ascomycota; Eurotiomycetes; Eurotiales; Aspergillaceae
Exons: 4
Coding region: 1-648 (215 amino acids)
Biological process (GO): protein phosphorylation
Molecular function (GO): protein kinase activity; ATP binding
Source: RefSeq, a predicted model, not a curated record